Molecule: messenger RNA, 858 nt
Organism: Rhineura floridana
Lineage: Eukaryota; Metazoa; Chordata; Lepidosauria; Squamata; Rhineuridae
Gene: SCRT2
Product: scratch family transcriptional repressor 2
Exons: 2
Coding region: 1-858 (285 amino acids)
Biological process (GO): regulation of DNA-templated transcription
Molecular function (GO): DNA-binding transcription factor activity, RNA polymerase II-specific; RNA polymerase II cis-regulatory region sequence-specific DNA binding
Source: RefSeq, a predicted model, not a curated record
AUGCCUCGCUCCUUCCUGGUCAAGAAGAUCAAAGCGGACGCUUUCCAGCCCAGCCUGGCGCCGCCGCCGCCCACUUACCAUCCACUGGAAACUUCCUAUGAUGAGUUGGCGGGACCUCGGGGGGCCGGCGAGCCCGGGGAGGAGAAUGGUUAUCUCCAAACCUGCCUCACGUCGCCUGGUUACAAGAAUGACAAGAAGAAACCCGGACUCCACUUGGCAUCCUCAGACCCGAUUUAUGUGCCCGUCCACGAGGACUACAGUGACCCCGAGAGCCCACAAUCCAGCCUUUCUGCCCACUACUUCAAUGGCGAAGCAGCGGUCACAGAGAGCUAUUCGAUGGAUGCCUUCUUCAUCACCGACGGGCGGUCGCGGCGGCGCAGCGAGGGCCAGAGGCGGGGCGGCCACCGCCACUCCUGCAACGAGUGCGGCAAGACCUACGCCACCUCGUCCAACCUCAGCCGGCACAAGCAGACACACCGCAGCCUGGACAGCAAGAUGGCAAGGAAGUGCCCUACCUGCAGCAAGGCCUACGUCUCCAUGCCAGCCUUGGCCAUGCACAUCCUGACGCACAACCUCAAACACAAGUGCAACGUGUGUGGCAAGGCCUUCAGCCGGCCAUGGCUUUUGCAAGGACACAUGCGCUCCCAUACGGGCGAGAAGCCCUUCGGCUGCUCCCACUGUGGGAAGGCUUUUGCCGACCGCUCCAACCUGCGGGCCCACAUGCAGACCCACUCGGCCUUCAAGCACUACAAGUGCCAGCAAUGCGAGAAGACCUUUGCCCUCAAGUCGUACCUCAACAAGCACCACGAGUCGGCCUGCUUCAAGGGCUCCGAGCACACCUGCGAAGCCGAAAACUGA